This is a messenger RNA of Priceomyces carsonii, 1260 nucleotides long. RefSeq lists its product as uncharacterized. The transcript has a single exon. The coding region runs from base 1 to 1260 and encodes 419 amino acids. Gene Ontology annotation, biological process: peptidoglycan turnover; amino sugar metabolic process. The record is from RefSeq and is a predicted model, not a curated record. Gene Ontology annotation, molecular function: ATP binding; phosphotransferase activity, alcohol group as acceptor. NCBI's taxonomy places the organism in Eukaryota, Fungi, Ascomycota, Pichiomycetes, Serinales, Debaryomycetaceae.
AUGCCUCUAAAUAAUUUAAAAGUAGUAGGUCUUAAUUGCGGUACUAGUGUUGAUGGUAUUGAUUUGGCAGUGGUGAGCAUAGAAAUCGAAAAAUUGGAUACGGAGAACAAAAUUGUUGAUCUUGCAGUGAAGUUAUUACAUUAUUUCGAAAUCCCAAUGGAGCAUGCUGCUAAAAGGAGAAUUUUGAAUGCUUGCAUUCCGGGGACACCUAUAUCUACUGCAGAGCUCUGUGACAUGAACUUUGCCAUUGGUGAAAUAUUCGGCAAUGCUACACUCAAUAGUGGAUUCGAUAUCAAGAAAGUAGAUUUGAUAGCUAGCCAUGGUCAAACUAUUUGGCACGAGCCACGCGGUGCCAUCCGAAAUUCUACAUUGCAGCUCGGUGAGCCUGCUGUAAUUGCAAAUAUUAGUGGUAAGACUGUGAUAAGUGGUUUUAGGUCAGCAGAAGUUGCAGUUGGAAGACAAGGAGCACCAAUAUGCGGAUUUUUGGAGUCAGCGAUACUUCUGAAUCAUGAACUUGUAAGGGUGAGCCAAAAUAUAGGAGGAAUUGGCAAUGUAACUGUAGUGGAUCCUAAACAGCAAUUUUUUCAAUUUGACACUGGUCCUGGGAACAUGUUAAUAGACAGCGCCGUGAGGAUUCUAACGGGCGAAGCGCAGCAGUUCGAUAUUGAUGGGAAAAUUGGGGAACUGGGAGAGGGCCAAAUUGAUCUGGCCUUUGUGGAAGAUUUUUUGAAGAAUGAAUACUUUAGCCUCAUGCCACCAAAAACUACAGGACGAGAGUUAUUUGGUGAUAACGUUAGUGCGAAAGUAGUGAAAUCACUUCAAGACAAGGGCCUAAGCCAAGAGGCAAUUGUUGCAACAAUGACUCGAAUUACCAGUGAAAGUAUUGCUAGAGCUUACGAGUCACUAGUUAUACCACAGAUUUCCUCAAAGAAAAUCGAUGAGAUAUAUCUUUGCGGCGGUGGAGCACAUAAUCCGAAUAUUUUAAAGCAUCUUAGGAAUAGAUUUCCACAUACAACAAUACAGAAAAUUGAUAAAAUAGCACCAAUAUCGGCAGACGCAAAAGAAGCGGUUGCGUUUGCAGUAUUGGGUUAUUUGACAUUAAAUAAUAUUCGCCUCCCUAUCCCUCGAUUCUCUGAAUCUGAUACUAAAGUAACUUUAGGUAAUAUCACCCCCGGUGAAAAUUUUGGAUCUUUAAUGGCCAAAUUAGAACUAGCAGAUGUUCCAUUAACUUUAGGUAACAUAAAAAUAUCGACUAACUAA